AUGGACUCCUCGAUACCAAUAUCCGACACGAUACCCCAUACGAACAUACUCGCCCGCCAGAUCAGUGAAGCACAGGUAGAAAAGGCAGCUAUUUUAGAGACAUUCGGCCGAGUCUCGCAACUUGCUUGGGUCGGCGCGGCCUUCCCUCCUAGAUCUGUUGCUAUAGUCCUACCUUUUGGUGCCCUUUUUUCGAACUUCGAUAUGAAGUGGCUCUAUGUUCCUGACAUUUUCUUGUUCCAACUGGGCUCCGUAAUCUGUGAUGUCACACCAAAAAAGAAUGCGCUCCUUGUCGGGAGAGUCAUUGCAGGAACGGGUCGGACCGGCAUAUAUAUUGGAGGGCUGGACAAUUUCUCGGCUCUCACAAGUCGAGAGGAGCGAGGAACUUACAUCACCGGCAUCAGUUUUGUUUGGGUUGCAUUCGCAUUGGCCAUUGUUUUUGCCGGCGGCGUUUGGCCUUGGGAAGACAGACGGACGAUCACGACAGUGGUGUGCUUUGAGGUUGUCCUCUUCCUUUACACAGCCCAUCGGUACUUUUUUUCUUCUCACAUCGCCGAGCACCAGGUCCUGUCCCGGUCAUUUUCUCAGGUCUCGGACCCAGAUUCUUCUCUACAUAGGAACGUCUUGCGCAAUUACCACACUUUUUGUUACCACGUACUGCAUCCCACUGUACUCCCAAUUUGUUGCCGGAGACGCACCUCUGAUGGCUGCCGUUCGACUGUUGCUAUUUUUGCUGAUCGCUAUAUCAGCCAAUCUAGCUUCUGGCUGGACGCUGUCCAAGAUCAAAUUCUGCACGCCGUUCUUUCUAAUAUAGGUAUCUCCAUCAUACUAGGUGGUGCACUUUUGUGCGCCUAUCUUGAAUCUUUGACUUCAGCAGACAAGGUCUAUAGCUUCACAAUUCUCACGGCUAUGGGCACAGGUUUGGCUUUGCAGCUCGGAUAUGCAGUCGCGAACACUGAAGGUUGA
This is a messenger RNA of Truncatella angustata, 963 nucleotides long. RefSeq lists its product as uncharacterized. Gene Ontology annotation, biological process: transmembrane transport. The coding region runs from base 1 to 963 and encodes 320 amino acids. NCBI's taxonomy places the organism in Eukaryota, Fungi, Ascomycota, Sordariomycetes, Amphisphaeriales, Sporocadaceae. The record is from RefSeq and is a predicted model, not a curated record. Gene Ontology annotation, molecular function: transmembrane transporter activity. The transcript has a single exon.